CACACAGACAGACACACACACACACUCACAUACAGCGAACCCUUUCCUUUCUGGCUGCGCGCGGAUGGUUUUGGUAACCGUACCCCGCCGCCCGUUCCGCGCGCGAGCUGCUGCUACCGCGUCUCCGUCGUCGUUAUUAUUGUAUACAGGAUAUUUAUAUUUAUAAACAUAUAUACAUAUAUAUAUAUAUAUAUAUAUAUGAGUCGCUUUUUCGCUCUUUUCUCCGGGAUGGCGUGAUUAAGGCGCGAGACAGAACGAAGACCGGGCUCCCACUCGGACUUUAAAGGACCCCCCUCCUCCCCUCCCCGCUCUCUCUCUCUCUCUCUCUCUCCCACCCUCCCUCUCUCCCCCUCCUCCCUCCCUCCCUCCCUCCCUCCUCUUCAUGCGCCACCACCGAACGGUCCCGGGCACCGGCAGCGCGAGCUCCACCGACACCACAACCAACUCCACCAAUGCCACUCGCUCGUGCGACUGCAGCGCGUCCCAGCAGCCGCGGGGAAUGGAGAGAUCUGAACUGGAGUUUGUUCAGAUAAUAAUCAUAAUCGUGGUGAUGACCGUCAUGGUGGUCGUGAUCAUUUGUCUGCUCAACCACUACAGACUGUCAGCCUUCUUCAGCCGCCACCGCCGGGGCGGAGCCAUGCAGCCAAGCGGAUGUUCGUGGCCCACAGACAGUCUGGUUACACAACAAGGAGCCACAGAGGUGAUGUUCGGGCCACGGAGUUUCGAUCGCUUCGUACCUCCUUCAUUUAUCCAGAGGGAGCAGUCGAGCCGUUUCCAGCCCACAUACCCACAAAUGCAGACACAAAUCGAGCUCCCACCCACCAUCUGCCUGUCAGACGGCGAGGAGCCGCCACCCUAUAAAGGCCCCUGCACUCUCGCCCUGAGAAGCCCCGAGCAGCAACUGGAGCUUAGCCGUGCCUCCGUGCGAGCUCCACCCAAUCGCACUGUCUUUGACAGUGACAUCAUGGACGUUUAUGGGCCCAGGCCGCCCAGCACACACUCGGGCAAGAGCGCCUCGUACUCACACCUUCAGGGGCAAGGACCACCGCCCACUUACAGCGAUGUGAUUGGUCGAUCUUACCCAAACUUCACCACCUCCUCCUCCUCCUCCUCCUCCUCCUCUCUCUUGCACCAGCACAGCAAUAACGCCCCGCCGUCCAAUCAGAGGAAGGCGAAGGAUGGAAGACGCGACAAACCAACUUGACUGACAAGCACAGAGUGGGAGGGGCUGUGCUCUUUGGACCCUGUUCAUAAAUAUGCGAAAGGGGGUGUGGCUUCCCUCCAAGCACUCGCUCCCUUGCACAAUUUAGUAAUCCAGAAAAUCAAGGAACCAAGCUUAAGUGAAUCUCACUUUUUUGUAUACUUUUUUAAUUUGAAUUAUUUUGCUACAACUUGUGGGCCUCGUGUGGAUGUUCAGGCUUGUCGCAACUUUUCUGUUCCUGUGUUUUGUAUGCUUUCUUUUAUUUAAGAUAAUCAACUUUUUUUUGGCAGAUUGCUCAAGAAACUGCGCAAGAUAUAGGAAUUUUUUAACAUUUUUUUUUACAUUCAUGCACAAAAAAAAAUUCUUAAGUUAUUAACCAAUCAAAAUCCAAAUUUCUGUGCCAUGAUUCGUGUAAUCGUUCCUUAAAUCUCAGUGAUUUCAUCAAAAUGCAGAAAAAAAGAAAUCUACAUUGCACUAACUUUAACUUAGUAUUUUUACUUUGGUCCAUAUUCUAAUUCUUCACAUAUUUUCAUAUUCAUUUCACUUUUGUUUUUUUUUAAACUAGGGACUUCUGAUCCAGCCUAAAAAAUCCCACUAUUAACCCACAAGAUGGCACUUAAACAGGGGGUGUUGUUGUUGUUGUUGUAAUUCUUUUCAUUUUUCUCAUCAAGCAUCGUUUUUCAUCCUUUCAAACUAGCACUUUAAAACUCGCUCGCUUCAGCAUAGUCCGAAUGCAAGGGAAUCAUGGGAAACGUAGUCUUAUGCACAUCCACCAAGCCGAGCACGUCUGAUCCGCUACGCUUCUUCCUACACACACCUGAGUGUUUUCUAAGAACCGCCUCGAGAACCGAGAAGCGCCGAUGAGCAGCUUCGCAAACGCUCUUAAAAAACAAAACAUAUUUGUUAGUCAUGAGUUUCUACUUCUAUGUUUUGUGUUUUGUUUCCUGUUAUGUUAAACGUCGGCCAUGUUGUUCUGGUAAGAGUUCAUGUUCGGUAAAAUCAGUAAAAUAAAUAACGUUUAUGUGUUGUUUUAAUGACGUGUGAUGUCCAGCGAAACAAAAACAAACAAAAAUGUUAUGUAACGUUCCUCAAAAACAUCCAAACCUUCUGGGAAGCAAAAGUAAUGUUCCAAAAACGUUCUACUAUCCUUUUUAAAUCCCUCUCAUUUACUAAAAGGAACACGUACAGGAACCUGCCGAGAUUCAGAUCUGCAUGCUAGUUAGCUAGCCCCCCAACAAGCUUUAGUUUGAAUGCGAGCUUAGCCAAAAAUGCUUGUAAUCAAACACCAUAGUAUGUUUGCAACAUUAGCUAAGCUAAUUACAUCACUGCUUUCAGGCUAACUAGCCAGUGCAUGUGUUCCUCUCUCAUGCUAGAAGUUAACUGAGUUUGCUAACAAGAUGGCUAAUGUUUGGCUACUGGUAUUUUUUAUAACGGAAACAGGAUUGCUAGCAAGCCAAGAAAUAACCUGAAGGAAAAAAAGCUAAUUAAUGAACAUUUCUUGAAAUCUGAUAUUAUAUUAAUAAUAAUAUUAAGUGUUAAAUUUAGAACAGUUCCCACGUCAGAAACGUCACACCUUUAGUUUUUACCGGCAUCAGGUCAGAGUUUUAAUUCUGCCCUCGGUGCAACUCCAUCGGCUCUCACUCAUUCUUACUCCUCCUCCUCAUCGUGUGUGUGUGUGUGUGUGUGUGAGGUCCUGCUGCUAUGCUAAUGCUAACGUUAUUGCUAAUGCAAAUGCUAAUGCUGCUCUCCAGUGUCUCAUGUUUAUGUUCUUCAUUUUGAGGUGUUAUUUUUUGGUCAGGUGUUUUACAUCCACACUUUAAACACCUCCUGUAGUGUUGAUGAGAUGUUGAUGUUUGUUGCAUGUUUCUAUGAGCAGAUUUGGUGCCUAAAAGUUGUGGUAAAGCAGAAAUAGGAACCUUUUCACUUUGCACUCCGACUCCCCAAACAACCACCCUAACACCCCCAAUACCCCCAUCCCAAACACCCCUAACACCCCAAUACCCCCAUCCCAAACACCUCUAAAACACCUAUCCCAAACAAAGGCCCUACCACCCCAAAUAACCCGCCUAACACCCGUAUUCCAAACAACCCCCUCACCAAUACCCCCCAACACCCCCUACACCAAACAACCGCCCUUAUAUGCCCCAACCCCUACUCCAACCCAAACAACCGCCCCAACACCCACCCCAACCCAAACAAUCCCCCUAAUUCGCGCAACACUCCCGACCUGAGACAACACCCCUCUAAAAUCCCACCAAAACACCCCCAUCCCAAACAUCCACCCCAACAUUUCCCUAUCCCAAACAACCCCCCAACACCUCCCCACCCCAAAAAACCCCCCAAAACACCCAUAAUAUCCCCCAAUCACCCCAAACCCUGCCCUUAAUAUCCCCAACAUCCCAACCAAACCCCAACACUCCCCCCACCUUUGUUGUGCCUCACUUCCUACGGUGCUUUUUUCACAAGUCCGACUUUGUUUAUUUGUACUGUGCUGUAUAAAUAUAUAACUUGAAAAUAUUAUGCACAUAUCCUACCCAAUGGGUAGAUGAGAAAAAAACCAGAAGAGAACAAAAUGUUAAUAUACUGUAAUAUAAUGUAUAGAAGAUAAUUACCACCAGAAAUUUAACACGGAGGCAUCGGGGUUUUUUUGUCAAUGCCCUACAAUUGUUGCUUUUUGUCUUUUGUAAAAAAUAAAUAAAUAAUCUAAAGUUAAAAAAAGAGGUAAUAAAAUAAUACUACAGUAUAGUCACAACAUACGUUACAAAAAAAAAAGUACUUCUAUUUUUUUCCUCUAUCUGCUAUGUGAUGAUUACGAGGCGGUCGCAUACAGGACACACACUCGCUGCUGCUUUUAUAACUUCCAGAGAAAUGAUCAUUAUUAAUGCCAGCGCUUGCCAUUUAUUUAUUUGACUUUUUUAAUUAUUAUUAUUAUAUUAUUAUUAUUAUUAUUAUUUAGUGAGUGAUAGAUGUUUGGACUUUAAAAGUAAUGCAGAAGAGAAGAGCUGUAUCUUAUUACACCAAACAGACAGGAAUGGAGAGAUAAAUAAUAAAUAAAGAUUUUGGAUGGUA
Messenger RNA from Hemibagrus wyckioides, 4270 nucleotides. RefSeq names its product low density lipoprotein receptor class A domain containing 4a (gene ldlrad4a). Gene Ontology annotation, cellular component: early endosome membrane; Golgi membrane. Lineage: Eukaryota; Metazoa; Chordata; Actinopteri; Siluriformes; Bagridae. The transcript is spliced from 4 exons. The record is from RefSeq and is a predicted model, not a curated record. Gene Ontology annotation, molecular function: R-SMAD binding. The coding region runs from base 383 to 1204 and encodes 273 amino acids. Gene Ontology annotation, biological process: negative regulation of transforming growth factor beta receptor signaling pathway.